UCUCUUUAUAAGCUGCUUCUUCCUCGUGUGCCAGCAGGUGUCUCCAACUUAUAAUCCGAAUUACCGACCCAGUUUGUACUAUUUUAGUCUAGUUCCAAGAUGGAUUCUCUCGGAGAACCAGUCAUAGUGUCCGAAAAGGACGAUUUUUGUGAGGAAAUGAUGAAACGCCUCGAUCUCCAGCGAAGAAACGAACACUUUUGUGAUGUGAUUCUAGAAGUGGGUUCAGGUAAUUAUCAAGCACGUUUGAAGUGUCACAGAAUCGUGUUGUGUGCAGCAAGUCCGUUCUUUUAUAACGCUUUGAAUAAUGACAUGAAAGAGAAGAAAGAAGGUGUGAUCAAACUGAAACAGACAAGCAAAAGUAUGAAAGAAGUACUAGAGUAUGUUUACACAGGACAAGUCGAUGUCAAUGCAAACAACGCUUAUGAGCUCUUGGCAGCGGGAGACUAUUUUUUGAUUCCAAGCUUAAAAGACGUUUCGGCUACUUUUAUUUUGAAAAAGCUAAGUGCUUUGAACUGUGUCACUGCAUAUUACUCAGCCAUCAAGUAUCGGUGUGAAAAAUUAAAGAAAGGAACCAAGGAGUUUAUUCAUACCCACUUUGAAGCGGUUACAAAAUCCAAAGGAUUUUUGAAUUUGAGCGUUGAGCAAGUGGAAGAGUGGAUUUCCAGUGAUGAAAUAAUUGUAGAUGGCGAAGAGCGGGUCUUUGAAAUAAUUCUUAGAUGGUUCGAGGCUCGUAAGGGAAGGAAUCAGCGACAUUUUUACGACUUGUUACGUCACGUUCGAUGUGUUUAUGUGCCACAUGACUAUCUGUUCAAGGUCAUGCUACCUCAUCCUUUUGUGAACAAACAUUCUAAGUGCUCGACUUUAGUACUGGAAGCUAUGAAGAUGGCUUUUAAUGGAACAGGAGAGUGUUUCUUCUCCCAGUCACCGAGAAACUGCCUAAAAACUCAUGAAGAUGCCAUUUUUGCCGCAUUUGCACUAGAGAAUAAUAACAGGCAUGGCCAAGUAAACUUAUUAUGUUACAUUCCUUUGCUGGAUGAGUGGCGUCAACUUGAUCCUCCCGAGGAAAUUAAGCAAAAAAACUUUGAUGUUCUUACUAGUGCUUAUCAUGGAAAAUGGUAUCUUCUAGGAGAAGACAACAGAAAUCGUAGGGGAAGAAAUCAACUUGGUACAAGACCUUCCCCUAUAAAACUUGCACAGCGUUACAACCCAGUACUAAACCGAUGGGAUCCUGUUCAGAGCCCUUUAAAAGUGCUUCGUGGAUUUGCUGUUGUUACAUUCCAAGGUUUCUUGUUUGUAAUUGGAGGGGAAACUGAGAAUGGCCUCAGACUGAACACUGUACAAAGGUACAAUUCUGAAACAAACAUCUGGCAGGAGAUAUCACCUCUGAGCAGUCCCAGAUCAAACCUCUGUGCAUUGGCUGAUGAACAAUUCAUGUACGCUAUCGGUGGAAAUGAAUAUCUUAAAACUGUUGAAAGAUUUAAUCAGAGAACUAACACUUGGGAAAAGUGUCCUUCCAUUCUUACAGGCAGACAGAAUGCUGGUGGAGCAGCCAUUAAACAAAAACUGUUUGUAUUUGGAGGACUUCAACCAAGCUCAACUGCUGGACAUCCAUUUGAAAUGUACAAUUCAUCUUCCAACACAUGGACUGGCAUCUCAAGUGUGGUUGCACCAAGGGGCCGUGUGAGUGCCGUGAGUUUCAAAGGAAAGAUUUACGUGUUAGGAUGCUUUCAAAAUGAACAGGGAAGGGAAGAAAACAAACAGUGUCUGAAGAUCUAUGAUGUUGAUCAGCAUGACUGGAAGGACUGCAAAGACAUUCAUAUUUCUGGUGACUAUAGAUGCACACUUUCUUGCAUUAGGGUAUUAAGCAACGUUGCAUGUUCAUAUCGCACUAAUCAGACAUAUUUCAUAUGAAACUUGUUAAUUAUGUUGACAUAAAUGUUAAUGAGAGAAGCAAAUCAGGUAGGUUGAACACACAGGGAAGUAUUAUGGGUUGAAUAAACAGGGAAGUAUUAUGGGUUGAAUACACAGGGAAGUAUUAUGCCAAGUGAGUGUGAAUACCUGUUACCAUAAGGAGAAUAAUCUCUUCUUUCAAUACAUUUUUAACCUCCAGCUGUGUAUCCUUGUAUCAUCCACACUUUCAUGAAUGCAUUGGAAUGGAAAACUGCACUGAUUUGAGCUUCAAGCCGCUUUUAUUCUUGGACAAACGUCGUGACUAGUGUGGGGAUUCGGUAUGCAAAUUUUUUGAUGCGAUAGCACGACCUCAGGAGUCUGGACAAAGCAUGCAUCUUGUUAAAGAUGGCGGACCAUCUUUAUCUACAAGCUCCCCAUAAUAUUACUUUGAUUGAUAUUACCAGUAAUUGAGGGUGCUUAUAAAGGCGUAUGAAAACGACAGAAAGCAGAAAGGCCUUUCUGACGGAGACAUUACAAACAAGUGCGAAAGAGGAAGUGAAAAGUAACACCAAAAAAUGAAACAGUUGAAAAAUAAACAGUAAAACUAA
Stylophora pistillata is the source of this 2498-nucleotide messenger RNA. RefSeq names its product kelch-like protein 11. The record is from RefSeq and is a predicted model, not a curated record. Gene Ontology annotation, molecular function: protein binding. NCBI's taxonomy places the organism in Eukaryota, Metazoa, Cnidaria, Anthozoa, Scleractinia, Pocilloporidae.